Eremomyces bilateralis CBS 781.70 is the source of this 1050-nucleotide messenger RNA. RefSeq lists its product as uncharacterized. The transcript has a single exon. The coding region runs from base 226 to 822 and encodes 198 amino acids. NCBI's taxonomy places the organism in Eukaryota, Fungi, Ascomycota, Dothideomycetes, Eremomycetales, Eremomycetaceae. The record is from RefSeq and is a predicted model, not a curated record.
GGUUACAUACGCAUCAUCACGACACGUGGAGGAUACUUAAUAUUGAGAGGAGAGAAAACGAAUAAGUAUUUAAUCGUCCUACACGUGAACCAUCAGCUGUACUUUCCUUAAGGUUAUCAUUGAGAUUGUCAAGCAUCCCGCAUCACACAAGCUUUCGUUCGCCGUUGGAAUCAAACCGUUGGCGACCUUCCCCUCAAACCUCAGAUAUCACCAACGCAAGCCACCAUGCAGUUCAACCUCAUCAACGGACCACCAGACGCCACGGCCCCAAAAUCGCCUCUCUCCGAGCCUUUCACUCUGACUGCGCUGCCAGACACCGACGUCUGGCGCACACCAGCCUCUGCCGGUGGUCGCGAUAGCUUCGACGGCACGAUCCUCGCCACUGAACUUCCCCUGAAAUCCUUCCAACGAGCCCAGGUCACCGUGUCCGCCGACUGGAAGUCGCAGUACGCGCAGGCCGGGCUGAUCUUCUACGACCCGUCUUCGCACCGUCCAUGGAUCAAAGCUGGGAUCGAAUUUAAGGACGGCGCGACCUUCGCGUCGGUGGUCGCGGCGAACCCGUACUCCGACUGGAGUUUGCUGCCUUGGGGGGAGAAGAGCGUGACGAUUGAGUUUGAGAAGGUGCAUGGGGCGCUGUGGGUUUACGGGCGCAAAGCUGAGGGGGAGAAGAUCCCGAUGAGAGAGACUACUUGGGCGUUUGAAAACGAGGACGCAAACAUUGCGGUGGGAGUGUUGGUGGCAAUGCCAAAAGGAGAGGAUGGGGUGGAGAAUGGUGGACAGUUGGAUGUUCGGUUUGAGAAUUUCACGAUCGAGACUGCGUGAGAUGCUGAGGUUUUCUAUACCAACAUCUCACAAAAUACGACAUCUUAGCGAGCCUUAGUUUUCCAAUAUAAACUUGCCUUGCUCCAUUGUUCGGUUCAGAUCCCAAAUUUGGUGGAUUGCGGUCAUAGUGUGCGAUCUGUCUUGAGCAGUUGAGCAGCAGUUCGAUAUGGGACCAGCCGCCGCUUGAUAGGGGAAAGAUGUAUCCCGUAUGUUUUGACUUUUGAGAGG